Naegleria fowleri is the source of this 1032-nucleotide messenger RNA. RefSeq lists its product as uncharacterized. The transcript is spliced from 2 exons. The record is from RefSeq and is a predicted model, not a curated record. The coding region runs from base 1 to 1032 and encodes 343 amino acids. Lineage: Eukaryota; Heterolobosea; Eutetramitea; Acrasida; Naegleriidae.
AUGACACACAAGAAUCCUUCAUCUUCAUCUUCUUCAAUUCUUCCUUCUUCUUUCAAACUCUCCAAUGUUCCUGUCAUUAAUCAAUAUGAAAUUGGUCUUCCCACUGGAUGUGAAGCUACUUCUCUUGCACAAGCUCUUCAAUAUUUGGGUUUAAAUGUUUCACCCAUACAAAUUGCCACCAUGUUGAAAAAGGAACCCUUCAUGUUUCAAUUACCACUACCAACCUCAUCAUUGAAGAGUCGAGAUAAUGACCAUCCUACGAGUAUCACCAAUAAUAACACUAGUCGAUCAGAUGAUGGUGGUGUUGUCAUCACUGACAGUCAUCCUACGAGUAUCACCACCACCACCAUGAAUGAUGUUUGGUAUGGUGGAAAUCCGAAGAGAGCAUUUGUGGGAAAUCCAUUCAGUGCUGUGGAAGGUAUGGGAGUCUAUGAUGAACCACUGAUUGAACUUGUCGAUCACUUUUUCAUUCCCAUCCUUAAGAAACUUUAUUCGAUCCAUCCUUACAAUGGAAAUGUCAAUAACAAGGGUUCUAUUAAUGAUGGUCCUAAAAAAGUGGUCAAGGGUGUGAAACGAUUCCUCCCCCCAACUCUGGAAUGGAAUUCAAAGAACAAUGCUCUCGAGAAGAACCAUUUUCAAUCCAUUCUUGAAUACAUGUACAUUCAUCAAGUACCUGUGGUGAUAUGGUGUACCUUAAAGAUGAGAGAAUCUUUUCACAAUUCACAUGAAACAUGGAUGGAUUAUUUAAAUGAGGAACAUUGUAUUGAAUGGAAGAGUCCUGAACAUUGUGUAACAUUGAUUGGAUUUGAGAAUUACAAUAAUAGUAGUGAAAACAAGAGUGUUGAGAAGAAUGAGAAGAAUGAUUCUUCUUCUCUACCAUCUGUCGUUAUUGUCAAUGAUCCAGAUUAUGGAUGUGAAAUGAGAUAUGAUCGAAAAUUAUUUGAAAAAAGAUUUGAGGAAAUGGGAGGAAUGGCAUUUUCAUUUGAAUUUGAUGAAUGUCCUCUCGAUCAAAAAAAGGAAUCACUACUCUAA